This is a messenger RNA of Notothenia coriiceps (black rockcod), 2514 nucleotides long. Its product is annotated as xylosyltransferase 1-like. Gene Ontology annotation, molecular function: protein xylosyltransferase activity. Gene Ontology annotation, biological process: chondroitin sulfate proteoglycan biosynthetic process; heparan sulfate proteoglycan biosynthetic process. The transcript has 12 exons. Gene Ontology annotation, cellular component: membrane. Lineage: Eukaryota; Metazoa; Chordata; Actinopteri; Perciformes; Nototheniidae. The record is from RefSeq and is a predicted model, not a curated record. Bases 1 to 2514 code for a protein of 837 amino acids.
AUGGGAGCGAGUGAUGCCUACAAUUCCCACCGUCCCAAGGACAAACUCCGCCUGGACAGCAACAACAACGAGAACUCGGUCCCUAAAGACUUUGACACCAUCGACAGCAACAGCAACAGCAACCUGGGAGCCCGACGGCAGCGGUUUCCACUCGUUAACUCCAAGCGUAAGCUGGACAAGGCCCAAGCACAGAGCAUGCUGGGAAAACCUGCAAACGAGGUCCUCAAGUUCCCUCCGGUGCAACCCAGAGGGGUGGGGCCCCAUAACAAUCGCACCCACGUCCAUAAACCCCACCCCCAGGUUCCAACGGUCCCAAUACCGGUGCAGGGGUCCGAUCAGUUUCACACGGCAAAGAGGUCCUCUACGCUGCCACCGCCCGGCGUGGUGGUGAAGAAGGAGCAGCCGCAGUGCGAGAUCAGCGGGAAGGAAGCCAUUUCUGCCCUGUCCCGGGCCAAGAGCCGCGAGUGUCGGCAGCAGAUAGUGGAGAUCUACUGCAAACACAAAAACAAAGCCCUGAUGCCGGAGAGAGUGCCUCGCUACUGCCCAAUAGAAGGUAAGGCCAAUGUGAACGUACAGUGGGACGAGGACCCCUCGGGGUCCGCUCAGCUGGUCCCGGCCCGGAUGGCCUUCGUCCUGGUGGUCCACGGCCGGUCCUCACGUCAGUUCCAGCGUCUCUUCAAAGCCAUCUACCACACCUCGCACUACUACUACAUCCAUGUGGACCAGAGGUCCAACUAUCUCUACAAAGAGGUCCUGUCUCUGGCCGGACAGUAUCCUAACGUCCGGGUGACUCCCUGGCGGAUGUCCACCAUCUGGGGCGGGGCCAGCCUGCUGACUAUGUACCUGCGCAGCAUGGAGGACCUUCUCAAAAUGUCCGACUGGUCCUGGGACUUCUUCAUCAACCUCAGCGCCGCAGACUACCCCAUCAGGACCAACGAGCUGCUGGUGGCGUUCCUGUCCAAGUACCGCAACAUGAACUUCAUCAAAUCUCACGGCAGAGACAACGCACGAUUCAUUCGUAAGCAGGGUCUGGACCGUCUGUUCCUCGAGUGUGACACGCACAUGUGGCGUCUCGGGGACCGUAAGAUCCCAGAGGGCAUUGCGGUGGACGGAGGCUCUGAUUGGUUCCUGCUGAACCGGCCCUUCGUGGACUACGUGGUGAACUCCAGAGACGAGCUGGUCAGCAGCAUGAAGAGCUUCUACGCCUACACACUGCUGCCUGCUGAGUCAUUUUUCCACACGGUUCUGGAGAACAGCGCCCACUGUGAGACGAUGGUGGACAACAACCUGAGGCUCACCAACUGGAACCGCAAGCUGGGAUGUAAAUGUCAGUACAAACACAUCGUGGACUGGUGCGGCUGCUCGCCCAACGACUUCAAGACCUCCGACCUGCCGCGCUUCCAGCAAGCGUCGAGACCCACCUUCUUCGCCAGGAAGUUUGAGGCCAGCGUGAGCCAGGAGAUCAUCAACCAGCUGGACUCCUACCUAUUUGGAUCUCACCCCUCGGGGACCCCGGGGCUCCAGGCCUACUGGGAAAACAUCUAUGAGCAUGAGACGGACGGCCCCGCCAGCCUAUCAGACUCCACGCUCAGCCACUAUCACGCCUUCGCUCGUAUGGGACUGUCCCGCGCCGCCAGCUCACUGCAGGGACACCCCAAUGACAACAGCUGCAGGUUCAUGUCCACGAGCCACCCUGUAUCCGUCCACCUCUACUUCCUGUCAGACAAGUUCCAGGGCUACCUGCUGCGCCACGUGGCCACCAACCGAGCCUCCGCCCAGCUGGAGAGCCUGGAGACCUGGGUGACCUCCAAAGACCACUACACCCCCGCCAGCCCCCCCCAACCCAACAACAGGCUGCAGCACGUCCAGGUGGGGGCGGACUGGGACCCUAAGGAGCGUAUCUUCAGGAACUGGGGGGGUCUGCUGGGCCCCAGGGACGAGCCGGUUGCCGUGCAGCGCUGGAGCCGCAGCCAGAGCAACCUGACGGCCACCGUGGUGUGGAUCGACCCCACCAACGUCAUCGCCGCCACCUACGACAUCCUGGUGGACGCGUCCGCCGAGGUCACGCACUACCGGCCGCCCCUCAGCCCCCCGCUGAGGCCCGGCCUGUGGACCCUCAGGGUGCUGCACCACUGGAACCUGCUGGGCCAGACCAGCUUCAUCAUGGCCCCGCUCGAGUUCCACCGGCAGCAGCCCAUACAACAAGCUAGAGGUGUGCUUCCGUACGUCUGCUACCUGAUCCUCCCGUCCUCUCUGGGGGGGCUGAGCUCAGACUUUGGGUCGGGGCUGGCGGAGCUCCAGGGGGUGAGCUUGCAGCGCUGCAUGAUGGGACACACGCUGGGUCCCAUGGAGCAGACGUCCGCGGCCGACCAGUGGCCCUCCAGCAGGCGGUCCAGCCAGAGACGCAGCGGCACCCCCGUCAGGCCGGCGUUGGCCUCCGCCUCCUCCACUGCCCCCAGACUCACCGGCAGCCGCAGCACGGGGUUCAGGCCGUGGAAGCUCUGCUCCAUGUAG